Dimorphilus gyrociliatus is the source of this 1246-nucleotide messenger RNA. The record is from the annotation of a GenBank genome assembly. Lineage: Eukaryota; Metazoa; Annelida; Polychaeta; Dinophilidae.
CUUUGUAAUGAUUAAGUAUAUUCCAUUUGAUUUAAAAACUUGAAUUAUUUAAUCAUUAUGGGAAAGCUUAUUAAUAACUGGUUUUCGGCAAUUGGUAUCUUUAUCAUUGUAUUUAUCGUUUUCCCGUCAGUCUAUAUACUGAUGUUGAAAGAUAAUAUUUACAAAGCCUACGAAAUUAUGCCAAAGGAAAGUCGAACGGCCGCUGAGGAUGUUAUCAAGGCCAAUGUUGAUUCGAAUAUGGAAAUUUCAACAAAUAAUUUUUCAUUGCUGAAAAAUUAUCUAAGUUCUCAUAAAAGACAUGAAAAUGUAAAAAUUGAACAAUCUAACGUUUCAACUGUUAAACAAAAGAUUCAAGCAGAUGUAAAGUGGUUUAUUGCUGGUGAAUACGGACCUUUUGUUCUAUUUUUAACUUUAUUUGGCUUUUCUGCAUUCUUUUGUCUACCGACAAGUUUCUUCUAUAUUUACAAAAGAUGCUCAAUAGAUAAUCCUCAGGACAUGCAUUAUAAGACGAGAAAACAAUUGUACUGCCUACUAAUUUUGCUUAUUGUUUGCUUACCAAUGGCAACAAUUUCAAUGUAUACAUUUUUCUUUAAAGCUCUAAGGAGUAGAGAAGAUAUACAAUCAAAAGUUAUUAUUGAAUCUUUUCGUCAUCAGAUUGGAUAUUACGAAAUUGCCUUAUAUGCACUAUUUAUGAUGGGAGCUGGGUUUUCUUUAAUGAUUCCUUGCGCUUCUAUUUAUCUUUUACGCCAAUUAAAUCAAGAACAAUACUCAUUCGAUGAUUAUUUCGGUGAUGAUGACGUAUUUAACACUACUGUUGUGGUACCAGCUUCAUCUCCUGAUCCUGAAUCUCCAAAAGUUACAAGUCCCAAAUUUCUAAUUUCGUUUCCAGGUUUAAAUAUUAAUAAGAAAAAAAUAAUAGCUCCUCCAAGCUACAAGCUAAGGCCUCCAAACUAUGAAGAAGCUGUACUUACUCAUUAUACCUUUGAGCAAAUAGAUUGAAAACAAAAAGUAUUUCCGCUUAUCUUUCACCCGGUUGUCCAUCAUCACAGAAGCUUUUAUCUCCUUUUAAGCCUAUUUUAUCCAAGAAACAAAGACUUUUUUCAAUUAAAGAUAAAUGUUAAUUUGAUUUAUCAGCUUCUUAAUGUAUAAAUUGUAUUGAAUGAAUGUUUCUCCUUUUAAAUAACUUCACGAGAUUGACAAAAAGGUUAAUGACCGUUCAUUAAAUAUUCGUUUAUUAUAGUAACGA